This is a messenger RNA of Paramecium primaurelia, 1050 nucleotides long. The record is from the annotation of a GenBank genome assembly. NCBI's taxonomy places the organism in Eukaryota, Ciliophora, Oligohymenophorea, Peniculida, Parameciidae.
AUGGAUCAAGAUGUUUAUUAAGAGGAAUUGUUGGAAAAUACAAAUAUAACAUAAGUUGAAGAAAUUAUUGAAGGAAGUAAUAUAAAUUAUGAAUUAAUAUCAAAAUAAAAAUAAAGAAAAUGGGGAGGAGCAUUAGCAUUUAAUAAGAAAGGGAACUUAUUAGCAGCUGCAUCAAAAAAUGAUGUAAAGAUCUGGGAAUUUAAGAAUGGUUAAAUUACAAAUCCAUAAUUUUUAAAAGGUAAUUAGGUAAUCAGAAUAAUUAAAUUUGGUUUAUAAUCUAAUUUUCUUGUUGCUGGUGGAAGUGAUGAAACUAUGUUGGUUUGGGAAUAUUAGAAAAAUACUUGGAAAAUUAAUACAUAAUUAGUUGGACACAAAGGAAGAGUUAGUGCAUUUAUAAUAAGUAAGAAAGAUGAUUCAAUCAUAUCAUCUAGUGAAGAUGGAACAAUCAAGAUUUGGGUAACUUAGGGUGAAAAUAAUGGAUGGAAAUGUUAAGAGACUUUGAAAUGUAUGACAGGAUAAAUUUAUAGUGUUGUUGAAAAUUCUAAAUCAGACUUAUUAGCUUCAUGUUCUGCAAAUAAAAUUAUAACAUUUUGGAGACAAUAAAGAAUAUCAACAAAUAAUUAAUUAUAAUGGAAAAAAUUUUAACAUAUAAGAAAUGAAGAUUAUGGAACCAAAAUAUGUUUUAUAGAUCAUGAUAAAUUAACAUGGUAACCUACUAGUGAUGGAUAAUUAUAUUUGUUUUAAAUGAAUCCUAAUAAUAACCUAUUUGAAUUAAAGAAUAAAAUAAUAUUAGGAUAAGGAAAUUAUGACUUUCAUUAUUUUUAAUCAAUAUAUUCUGAUAUUUCUCGUUUGCUUAUAGUAAGACAUAAAUAUAGAAUAUAUUUCAUAAAAAUGGAUGAUAAUGAAGAAUUUAGAAUAUAAUAGAUUAUACCAUUUAGUACUAAUUGGAAUUUUGCAGCUUUAAGUUCAGAUGAAAAAUAUUUUAUAACUUGGGAUUUUUAAAAUCAAGAAUUCCAAGUCAGAUAAAAAAAUGAUAUAAUUCAUAUUUGA